Molecule: messenger RNA, 3919 nt
Organism: Salmo salar (Atlantic salmon)
Lineage: Eukaryota; Metazoa; Chordata; Actinopteri; Salmoniformes; Salmonidae
Gene: lgmn
Product: legumain
Biological process (GO): vacuolar protein processing
Molecular function (GO): cysteine-type endopeptidase activity
Source: RefSeq, marked provisional
UGACAACAACAACAACUCAGAAAAACGAAAAAAGGACAGAGGAUGUUUACUUCGACCCUAGCCCUUCUGGGCCUCAGUCUGGGACUUGUGGCUAAUGCUUUCCCCACACAACAGCUUGAAAACGGGAAGAACUGGGUGGUGAUUGUCGCUGGCUCCAGUGGCUGGUACAACUACCGGCACCAGGCCGACGCCUGCCAUGCGUACCAGAUCGUCCACAGGAAUGGCAUUCCUGACGAGCAGAUUGUCGUGAUGAUGUAUGAUGACCUGGCGACCAAUGAGCAAAACCCCACCCCAGGGGUGGUGAUCAACCGACCCAAUGGGACAGACGUCUACGAGGGAGUCCCCAAAGACUACACUGGAGACGCUGUGACCCCUGACAACUUCCUGGCUGUGCUGAAGGGUGACUCAGCCAGUACUAAGGGUUCUGGGAAAGUGCUGAAGAGCGGUCCCAACGAUCACGUGUUUGUCUACUUCACUGAUCAUGGAGCUCCUGGGCUGCUGGCCUUCCCCAAUGAUGAUCUUCAUGUUGCCGACCUCAUGGCCGCCAUCAACUACAUGCAUGAGAACAAGAAAUACGGAAAGUUAGUGUUCUAUAUCGAGGCCUGUGAGUCGGGAUCAAUGAUGACCGACCUGGCUGCUGACGUCGAUGUGUAUGCCACUACAGCAGCCAACUCUCAUGAGUCGUCCUAUGCCUGCUACUAUGAUGAGAAAAGGGAGACCUACCUGGGGGACUGGUACAGUGUUAACUGGAUGGAGGACUCUGAUGUGGAGGACCUGAGCAAAGAGACGCUGAUUAAACAGUUCAAGAUCGUCAGGAGCCACACCAACACCAGCCACGUCAUGCAGUUUGGAAACAAGACUCUGGCCCAUAUGAAGGUGAUGGCCUUCCAAGGUAAUGCCAAUGCCAAACCUGCUCCCCCCAUGACCCUGCAGCCCGUAGCGGCCCCAGACCUGACCCCCAGCCCUGAUGUACCCCUGGCCAUCCUAAAGAGGAAGCUGAUGAGGACCAACGACAUCUCUGCAACCAAGAGAUACUUCAGCCAGAUCACGUCACACCUCAAGGUGCGCGAGCUGCUGGGAGAGACCAUGCGUAGGGUGGUAGAGACGGUGACAGGAGAGGAGAUCAUGACCCAGAGGGUUCUGAGUGCCAAGCUGGAUCUGACCCAGCAUCAAUGCUACCAGGCUGCUGUCAACCACUACAAGAUACGAUGCUUCAACUGGCAUAUCACUGAGUAUGAAUAUGCUCUGCGACACCUGUAUGCCCUGGUCAACCUGUGUGAGGGAGGAUACCCAACAGACAGUAUCCUGAUGGCAAUGGAGAAAGUGUGUCACUUCGACUAGACGGAUCUUUCUGAACGAACACCCCUCGGAUCAGGUUGCUGCGCCUCCAGACAGGAGGGUCUGAGACGACAACCAGUCUUCUCUUUGAACUGACAAGGAAUCAAGUUUGACAAAUCAAAUUAUUUUUUUCACACUGCUAUACCACUUUUUCAAAAUUUUGAUUUUAAACUUUUAUUCCCUGGAUUUAUUGAGACAUUUUUAAAAAUGUGUUUUUUAUGAAUUGCACGAUCACUGUAAGCGUUUGUUUCUUGUUUUACUCCUCUGAUUUUCUUUUUUUUUUAUUAAAAUUUAGCUUUUGGAUUCAGUUUUCUCCCUCUGGUGCAGUGGUGCCUGAAAUUAGUGGGUAUACUGUAAUUUUGCAAAACGGCCCUCCCAGUGAAGGAAAAGCGCCCUGCGUGAAAUUCUAUGAGAAACGGUGACCUACACUCUGAAUGACCUAAAACUAUGAAUCCCAUAUUGGUCUUUCACUGUCAGGCUAACCCAAGCUGUACUGUGGAAGUAGGCUAAUAGUAGGUCUACUAUUGGAACAGAUAAAUUGGGCUGUCAAAUGACUCAGAAAUUCACAGGUUUCAGACACACACCCCCUUGCACUUUUUAAUAGAACAUCAAUUUCUUUCAUUUUUCUAAGUCCAUAACGAUGCUUAAUAAAUCACAUCAGAAGACUACUUUUGAGGUCUGGGUAAAAAUCUAAGGAAUGUAGCUACUUAUUUUUUUUUUAUUAAAGUGCUCAGGCACCUAGCACUGUUUGGUUAGUAGUGUUUCUGUAGCCACUGGAUUAGCUUAACAUUUUCAAUUGAAGGUUUUUGGGAACAUGUUUUUCCAUCUACCAGAAGACUGUUGGGCCUGUCAUCAGCAUCGCUAUAUCAUUUUUGUAAUUUUUUUUCCUCCUCUUCGUUAAUUGUUUGAUACCUGGACAUUUUACUUGAUAAUAUUACUUGAUAAUUUUACUUGAUUAAAAAAAAAUAAUAAUAAUAUGAGGCAUGUCUUACCUUGAUUCAAAGUAGCCUAUAGCCACAAUCCCAUUAGAAACAUGGAGGAAAUAAUUGGAUUUGCUUUGUUUGUCCAGCAGACGGGUAUUUAAUUAUCCUAGUCAUAUUAGCAACCCAUGAUACGUUUUUCUAACGGAUAUUUCUGUCCCUGAAAACGCGUGCAUGUGCGUUUUUAGAAGGGUGGUUUCCCGCAAAUUGUAUUUUUAAACCUUCGCAUGUAGGCCGUGUGCACAUUGACGCACCGAAAAUGUGACGACAAUGAUAAGUAACAUUCUGAUCUGUUCCCUCAGCCUUAUUAAUUGAUACGGCGUAUACCUACACUACUUUGAUAAGCAUCGUGGCGAUUUAAGAAGUGAGUAUAGACAAUGCCCACAAAAAAUAAAAGUGGGUAUACGGUUUAUACCCUCCACUACUGCUUGGGUGUUGGCUCUGCUAUACGCCAACAUGAGCCCGUUAUCUGAACUGGGAGUGACGGAGUAGGGUGACGAUGCUGAUCCUCCAUCUGAACCUAGGGAAAAGUUCACCCCAGAAAGUGACUGGCCUGUAACAGGGUUUGUGCUUAGAGGUUGAAUCCUACAGCGUCAUAAUACUCUCACGUUAACCUCCAUGCAGACUCCUGUAAAGGCUCAGGAUACUGUGUUGUCACAGGGAUGUUAAACUAAAACCUUGAUAGUCAGAACAAACUGUAAAGGACUAUUGUGCACUACCACGAGCCACAACGUGAAGCUGAGGUGUGUAGCCCACCACAGCCAUGAUAAAACUAUGAUAACACAUGGACUCCAGAUUAUAUUAUUGCUUUUAUACAACGGGUUACCAGUCUUAAAGCAAGAUUCUUUCCCAAACCAUUUUUAAAUUUAACAAAGCGUGAUGCUACAGUCAUUAACACUUGUUGUCAAGUGCAAUUUUAGGUGUUCUAUAGUUGUUAGUUCUAUUGUUAUUGACAGGAAUGUAAACAAAACUGCCGGAACACACUGAGCGGUAGUUCUAGAACUUUGCAGGUUGCUAUGGAGGCUCAAUCACUACAGACUUGAAGCUGAAAAUACUUUUAACUAGUUGCAUGUGUAUGUUGUCUAUCAUGGACUCUUAAUUGGGAUUCUAAACCGAACGUAUAAUAUGAAUGACCAUAGUGGCUCUCUCCAUCUAGUCAACCUCCCCCUCUGUGUCAUAACUAAGGUUUAAUCAAGAUAUUGCCAGAGUCAAAUAAUGGUUCCUCUUCUGUUUUGGGAGUAAUUUGUCAUAUUAGGAUUAAAACAUUUUUUUGUGAGAUGCUGUACCUGGUUUUUGCUGAGGAAAGGUAGAGGCCAUAGACUGGAUUCUAUUUAUGUUAAACGUCUAGCCACCGUAUAUUAUCAAAUGCAACUGUGAUUUAUCUUUAAUUUUUACACAUUUAAGUUGCUGAAGUUUCUGUAUGACUGGCUGUAUAAGAUGCCAAAUGGGGCAGAACAGUUUUUAGGAAUGGAGAGAUGGACAUGCAGUGGAGGAUUUUAAGGUUGAGGAAUGGACUGCAGGAGUAACAUAGCAAACCAGAAUGUAUAUGAAAUGAAUGUUCACUCUUUGGAAAUUGAAAAAUAAAGCUGACCAUGUUCACA